Messenger RNA from Vespula vulgaris, 2436 nucleotides. RefSeq names its product KIF-binding protein. The coding region runs from base 180 to 2012 and encodes 610 amino acids. Lineage: Eukaryota; Metazoa; Arthropoda; Insecta; Hymenoptera; Vespidae. The record is from RefSeq and is a predicted model, not a curated record. The transcript is spliced from 2 exons. Gene Ontology annotation, molecular function: protein binding.
GUCAAAUGGAAUAUAUGUAUAUAUAUACAUACGCGUAACUUAUUGAUUUCAGAUUAACAGAAGUACAUUUUAUUGUCACGUAAAAAGAAUUUACGAGGUGGGGCUCAUAUUGUGUCUUGCUACUGACAGCCGAAGUGUAUUGCUUAAACUGAAGUAAUCAAUACUUUACAAAAAUUACAAUGUCGUCCAACCAAUUAAGUAAGGAGUUGUCAUUUGUUAUAAAAAAAUUUGCCCAAGUCAGAAAAAUACUGGAUGAACGUCAAAAAUCUAAUUUAAAGCGCGAACCUUAUAAAUCAAAAUAUGCAGCUAUGGAUGUACUUAAAGAAAUAGAAUCAAAUCUCAAUGAUACCAUCGAUAGCGAACUGGAAGAAAAAGAUAAAAAUGUAGUGAUAUUAUUACUUGCUAUUACUUAUUUAAAUAGUGGGAUACUUCAUGCUGAUACAGAAGAACUAAAUACUGCAGAAGAGCAAUUCAUGAAAUGCGUUGAUCUACUGAAAGAUAGGGAAUUGGAACCUGAAGGAGUUUUACCAAUUUUAGCGACUCUAAAUCAGUUGGGUAUUAUUUGGUCUCGAUGGAAUCAACCAUUAAAAGCUAAAAUAUUCCUUGAUAGAGCAGAACAGAUUUAUAAAGAUUUCACAAAUGCAAAAAAUUCUUGUGAUCCUAUCGACUUGGUAUCAAAUUUUGGUACUGCAGGUACUAAAGAAGGUUUAAGUACUAAGCAUGCACUAGAAAAAAUACACACAUUGACAUUAUAUUACCAAGCACAAGUAUAUGGAGUUUUGAAAGAUUAUUACAAAUCUGCAGUAUAUUGUCACAUCACAUUGCGUAGGCAAUUAGAACAAAAUGAAAUAAUACAAGAUUUGGAUUAUGUAGAAUGGGCUCUUAAUGCAGCUACUCUGUCACAGUAUUUCAUAGGAAAUAAACGUUUUACUCAGGCCAGACAUCAUUUAGUUGCAGCAUCUUACAUAUUACAAAAAUAUGAAAAUACGAUGAAAGAAAAAAAAAAUAAAACAAACAGCAAAAUAGCUGCAGCAGAAUAUGAACGUUACAAGCACAGAAGUGCUGAUGUAGCUAGAUGCUGGGCUAAAUAUGGAAUAUUAUUGCUUAGUUUGUCAAAACACCGUCUUUUACAAGAAGCAGAAAAGGAUGAAAUUAAUCCCUACUACAAAAACAGAAAGAGUGAAUUGAAUUUUGACCAGGAAAAAGAUCCAGAAAAAUCUUUUGAUGAUUUAAAAUUUGAUAUUCUAAUGGAUGAUAUUAAACCAUUUAUAAAUCAGAUAACAGAUAAAUACCUUUUGGAUUUUAAUGAUGCCAAACCUGUAUUUUUAAAUAUUCAAAAAUGGAUAGAGCAAGCAAAAUCAUAUUAUACUCUAGACAAUCAUGCAUCAGAUUAUGUAGAAAUUAUACAAGAUAUAUCCCAAGCGUAUAAGUAUUUAGCAUUUUUCGAAGAAAAUGAAGAUCGUCGGGCGAAAAUGCAUAAACGUAGAAUAGAUAUCUUGGAAGCUACUGUUAAAGAGUUAAAUCCUCAUUACUACAAAACUGCAUGUAGACAAAUUUGGACGGAAUUAAGCGAAACAUAUUCCGAUAUUUUGGAUAUUAAGUUGGAUCGUUUACAAAUAAGCGAAGAUAAAGCAGAUCCUCAUGCUUUGACAAAAAUUAAUCAUUUGGCUAAAAGUUCCAUUAAAAAUUUUCAAUUAUUUUUAGAUUCAUUGGAGAAUAAUUCUACAAAUGCAAGGACUGCAACGUUCCCUCACCACUUUGUGCAACCUGCAUUAAGUGCAUAUUUUCAGAUAGGAAGAUUGUACAGUAAAAUCAUAACUGUUGACAAGUCUAUGCAAUUGCAGAAUACUCAGAACACUAUUAAUGCCUACCAAUUUCUAAUUGAUUAUUGCGAAACUCAUCCAGAAGCUGCGGAGAUAAUGAAACAAGAACUGACUUUAUGUAAAGAAAUCGUUUCUUUACUUCCUGUAAAAGUUAGUAAGUUAAGACAAGAAUUAUUGGAACAACAAUAAAUGUUUUUGAAUUAUUGGAACAAUAAUUCUUCGUCUCAAUGUUUUUGAAUUAUUGGAACUAAUAAACUUCGUCUCAAUGUUUAAGAUAAUAUCUAUUAAACAAAUAAUUCUAUGUGAUCAGUAUCUCGACAAAAUCGAUAAAAUCGAAUGUAAUCUUGAUGUAUGUAUGUUGUUUAGCUUCUAAAUGUAAUGAAGAGUAUCUUCACGUAUAAUUUUCGUGAAAUAUGCUUAUGAGUGUAUGAAUGUUAAGAUAUAUAUAACCACUAUUAUAUAUAUUAUAUGAUUAUUAUAUAAUCUUUUGAUGUAAAAUUUAGACAACGAUUUUUUGCUGUAUCAAGCACCUACAAUUAAUCUAUUAUUAUGAAAUUCUGAAAUAAGAAAUAAAUGUAAAUCGAUCUAAAAAUAAAUACGUUAGAGAUUCCCA